Molecule: messenger RNA, 1658 nt
Organism: Saccoglossus kowalevskii
Lineage: Eukaryota; Metazoa; Hemichordata; Enteropneusta; Harrimaniidae
Product: pleckstrin homology domain-containing family A member 8-like
Biological process (GO): ceramide transport; intermembrane lipid transfer
Cellular component (GO): cytosol; membrane; cytoplasm
Molecular function (GO): ceramide 1-phosphate transfer activity; ceramide 1-phosphate binding
Source: RefSeq, a predicted model, not a curated record
UAUUGUGCGAAGAUGCCCGUAAUGGAUGGGAUGUUGUACAAAUGGACCAAUUAUAUCAGCGGUUGGCAGCCACGGUGGUUUGUAUUAGAUAAAGGAAUUCUUGCAUACUAUAAAUCUCAAGAUGAGAUGCAUUUGGGUUCCAAAGGAUCUCUUAAAAUGGCUUGUUGUGAAAUAACUUUUCAUCCGUCUGAUCAAUGCCGUCUAGAUUUAAUCAUUCCCGGGGAGCAGCAUUUCUACAUUAGAGGUGCAACACCAGCUGAAAGACAACAGUGGCUUGUAGCUCUCGGAAGUGCCAAAGCUUGUUUAACAAAUUCAAAAGCCCUUGCAAAAGAAGAAUCACGAGGUACAUUGAAAACCAAGAUGUCUGAAGUACGUUUAUAUUGUGAUUUACUAAUGCAGCAAGUUCAUAGUGUUAAAUCGUCAACAAGUCAACAUGGCGAACCUGAUUUAGAGAAAAUUAACGAAGCUACGUCGUUACUAUCGGCAACGUGUGAUACAUUUCUACGAACUUUACAAGAUUGUAUGAAGAUAGCAGAUGAUACAUUUAUGCAACAGAUGAACCACAGUACUACAUCUGAUAGUGUCUUACCACCUUCUUUAGCAUCACCAACUGAGAACAAAAGAAAUGCCUUCAUGCACAGAACUAUGUCAGUUGAUAGGUACCAACCCCCUCUACCUAAUAAAAGUGGUGUCAAAACAACUUUCAGAAAUCUUGAAGAUAUGGCGUCCAAACCGAGAUACGCGAGAUCAAGAUCACAUUCAGGUUCUUCCUCAUCACCGCAGUCAUUAUCGGCGCCUGCAACUCCGACAUCAUCAUUCAGUGCUGAGGGAAACUGUAAUAGUCAUUCAUCACAAAAACCUCCUUUUCCUGAUCUGGUUAAGGGGUACUCCUCUUCAGAAGAAGAUAGACCAGGAACGAUUUUUUCAAAUAUGAAAUACAGUUUUACAGAAAUGGAUUUGUCGGAAAAUAGUUCAAUACCCACUGCUCAAUUCUUAGAGGCAUUCAGAAAUAUUUUGCCAAUAUUUGAUGCACUUGGAUCAACAACAUUUGCUCCUGUUAAAAUGGAUAUUCUAGGAAAUAUUCGGAAACUUAAUCAGAAAUACAUGACAGAUACGGAAGGAUAUGCAUCACUACAACUGAUUGUAGGGGAAGAAAUACAGAAGAACAGAACUAAAGUUAAAAAUUCAGCAACAGAUGCAUUACUCUGGUUAAAAAGGGCUCUUGAAUAUGUAUACGAGUUUCUCCAUGAAAUAGCUGAAGGUGAAAAAGAUCUCAGUGCAGUUGCAUCGCAUGCAUAUAGCAAAUCACUGAAGACAUUCCAUGGCUGGGUAGCAAGAGGUGUCUUCGCUCUUGUUGCAAAGACAGUGCCUUAUUAUGAAGACUUCAUAUCGCUACUAGCUCAGAGUAGAGCAGAUUAUGAUCAUCCUAAUUUUGAGAAGUACAUCAUGAAGGACAUGAGGACUUACUUAAAAUCUGUGAAUACAAUUAUCACCAUAUUAAACGAUUUCUACACUGAAAACGAUUUGGAUUUCCCAGAACAAAUAUAAUACUAAACCGCCAUAAUAUGAUUAGUGUUUCACAUGAUUCUCACAUAAGCCACUGAAACACUAUAGAGAUGUAUAUAAUUAGGAGAUAUUACUCCAUAAUGUAUAUUAAG